CUUCUCUUUUCAAGGUUAAGAAGAUCACUUAGCGCAUAAACAUAAAGGAGAACGCUUCAAAGCUCGACGAGUCUCUCGCUUAUAGAUAUUUAUGAAGAACCUGUUCCAGUAACAGUAGCUAAAACGCAAGAACUCUCCGAGCAGUGUUGUCCUUGAUGUCUGAAGGGCAGACUGACCCAGACUCCUCUCCGGAGCAGCAUCUAAUUGUGCUGUGCGCUGCUGUCGUGUCAAACUUGGAAAGUGUUUGUUCGUGAAUUGCAUUCUCAUUUAAGACACAAAGUCCUUCGGGAAGGUGCCACAGCUGUCGUAAUAACGCUCGUGCUGACGCUUCUGUAGAAGUGAGAUGUGUUUCAGAGCCAGUCUGAUGUUGUGGAGAGGUCCGAGGAUUACUAACCGCGCGUCACGCGCAUCCGGUGUCGAAUAAAUAGACGAUUUACGCUUUGAGUAGCAGCAAGUAACACAUCGCCUCCGGAGAGGUCAUCGAGUUCCGUCGAGAAUUUUUUUUAGAUAUAGUCGUGAGCUGAUUUUGGAGGGAGAGCGCAUCUGACCUCGAGGAAAUUUAGUUUCGUGGAGAUUUUGGAUAUUGUUGCAUAUCUCGCUUCUUUUACAAGUCAGCUUGACUGUGUGUGUCUGCUGAAUCAGGAGCAGUUUCUCUGAGAGUGACAGGGCUCUUUGGAUUGAGGACUUAAACACUGGGGCUGAUGGCUGCUUCCUCCUCCUCCUCCUCCUCCUCCUCCUCUUCUGGCGGAGAUCCGGAUCCCAACUCGACAAAUUUACGGCCACCCUCCUCAAACUAUGACUGGAGUGGAGUCGCUCAUGGAUGCACGAGGAAACUUGGGAUGAAGAUAUGCGGAUUUUUGCAGAAGAACAAUAAUGUGGACGACAAGAGUCGAAUUGUCGGGUUUAUUAACGAACAGCAGCCCAAGAGCAUCUUGACACGGGACAACGCGCGAGACGCUCGCUUCAGACGCGCAGAGACGGACUUCUCCAAUCUGUAUGCGCGAGAUCUGCUUCCUGCUAAGAAUGGAGAGGAGUAUACGAUGCAGUUCCUGCUGGAGGUGGUGGACAUCCUCACUAACUAUGUGCGCAAGACCUUCGACAGAUCCACAAAAGUGCUGGACUUCCAUCAUCCGCACCAGCUGCUGGAGGGAAUGGAGGGCUUCAACCUAGAUCUGUGUGAUGAGCCCGAGAGUCUGGAGCAGAUCCUGGUGGACUGCAGGGACACGCUCAAAUACGGCAUCCGCACCGGUCACCCAAGGUUUUUUAACCAGCUGUCUUCAGGUCUAGACAUCAUUGGUUUAGCUGGAGAGUGGUUGACUUCUACUGCCAACACUAACAUGUUCACAUAUGAGAUUGCACCAGUGUUUGUACUGAUGGAACAGCUCACCCUGAAGAAAAUGCGAGAGAUCAUUGGCUGGCCGAAUGGAGAGGGCGAUGGCAUUUUCUCACCAGGAGGAGCGAUCUCAAACAUGUACAGCUUGAUGGUGGCACGGUAUAAACACUACCCUGAGGUUAAAAUCAAAGGCAUGGCAGCGGCUCCCAGAUUGGUGCUGUUCACCUCUGAACAUAGUCACUACUCUAUAAAGAAGGCCAGUGCAGUGUUGGGAUUCGGCACAGAGAAUCUGAUCUUGCUGAAGACAGAUGAGAGAGGUAGAGUGAUUCCGGCUGAUCUGGAGGCCAAAGUCAUUGAUGCCAAACAGAAGGGGUUUGUGCCAGUGUUUGUGAACGCUACAGCUGGAUCUACAGUGUAUGGAGCCUUUGAUCCAAUCAAUGAGAUCGCUGACAUCUGUGAGAAAUACAACAUCUGGCUUCAUGUGGAUGGAGCAUGGGGUGGAGGUUUGCUGAUGUCUAGAAAACACAGACACAAGCUGAAUGGCGUAGAGAGAGCAAACUCUGUCACAUGGAACCCACACAAGAUGAUGGGCGUUCCUCUACAGUGCUCCGCCAUUCUGGUCCGAGAGAAGGGUCUUCUUCAGGGCUGUAACUCCAUGUGUGCAGGAUAUCUCUUUCAGCCGGAUAAGCAGUAUGAUGUCACCUAUGACACAGGGGACAAGGCCAUACAGUGUGGCCGUCAUGUAGACAUCUUCAAAUUCUGGCUCAUGUGGAAGUCAAAGGGCACUAUAGGCUUUGAGAAGCACAUUGACAGAUGUCUGGAGCUGUCUGAGUAUCUCUACCACAAGAUAAAGAACCGGGAAGGAUAUGAGAUGGUGUUUGAAGGGGUGCCCCAACACACUAAUGUGUGUUUCUGGUACAUUCCUCCAAGCCUGAGGCUUCUGCCAGAUGGAGAGGAGAAAAGACAACGACUUCAUAAGGUUGCUCCCAAGAUCAAGGCAAUGAUGAUGGAGUGUGGAACAACAAUGGUGGGCUACCAGCCUCAAGGCAAUAAGGUCAACUUCUUCAGAAUGGUUGUCUCUAAUCCGGCUGUUACCAGGUCUGACAUUGACUUCCUGAUCGAUGAGAUAGAAAGACUGGGCCAGGAUUUAUAGAGUGCACAGGGUUGGAUAUUCAGUAGAUGUUAGUAAAUUCUGUAGAAAUAUAGGAAACGGAGAAGAUGUUUUGAAGCAAUGUAUCAGCUGGACAUUCCAGAGUAUUAGACCAAUGAGGUGCUCUAGAAUAAUGAACCUCUCUGAUGUUCUAGAAUGUUCCACUAAGAAACUGGACAUUCCAGAAUGCAGAGGUGGUGAGCUCUUAAAGCUAUAAUUUCAUAAUGAAGGAUCAGAUUUCCUCCUAUGACAUUAUAUGUCCUCUCUUCUUCCCUUCCCCCUGUUCUCUUGUCUCAUGUCUAUUGUGUUCUUUCUAUUGUAACACGUAUAAGGUUCCAUUUCUGGUUAACUACAUUUGUUGACAUGAACUGAUAUUGCCAAAAUACUUAAUGCAUAUAUUAAUCUUACUUUGUUAUUUUUAAUAUUUACAAAUACAUCCAAAAUUAUUUAAUGGACCUGAGCUAACUUUAAUUAGCAAUGAGCAGUUGUAUAUUUAUGAACUAAGGUUAACAAAGAUUGAUAAAUACGGUUAUAUUAUAACAGUAUAUUAUAUAUGUCAUAUUAAUAAAUAGUGCAAAUACUUUGCUCAUUACUUAAUGUCAAAUACUUGAUCCUGAUAGACUGAAGAAUGUUUUAGAGUUUUACACUGAAAACUGAAAAGCUGCAUGUCUUUCUCAGUAGUGAUAUGGUAGCGUUGCUGUUCUUGAAGCCGUUAAACUUACAGUCCUUACAUCAGCACCUUAGGUGUGCAUUAUUUUAUAAUAAUUCAAGUGUCCAUUUUCAAUUAUUCAAUAUUCAGUUCAUUAACUCAUGUUAAGUGAUGAAACCUUGUUGUAGAGUGUUACCCUUUAUUUUAACAGGAAAUAUCAUCCUAUAGAGCACAACUGUACAUUUAAGAAAUGUUCAUGGUUCAGUUCAAAUUAAGCUCUAUGACAGUGUCUGUGAUAAAAAGAAAAAAAAAAACUGUCCCUUUCUACAAAUAAAAGAAAAUAGUUCUUACAGUAUUGCUUUCUCAGUGGAAAUGUAACAGGCAAGGCAUUGGAGUAGCAAUACCUCACUGUAUCAAAGUCACAGUCACAAUUACAAUAGAGAAACCUGCAGUUCAAAUAUCAUAAGAUAAGCACUUUAUUAAACAACUGAGACUGACUUUUUUGUUUCGCUUUGCCCCAUAGACAUCCACUGUAAAUGCAUUAAACACAAUAUUUUUGUUCAGACUGAGGGACAUAGAGCAUAAUGUUUCAACUGUGAACAUUUCCUUUAAAAUCCAGUUAACUAAUCUGAAUUCUCGAUAAAAAAAAGUUUAAGAAUAUACAGUAGUAUACCACUAUCUAAGAGCCAUCUGGACCGUCCGUGUGAUUGCACAAAUGCAUAACUUCUUAGCUGUUAUGUCCUGAAGAUUAACUGAAGUAUGUACCAUUGUACCAAGUACUGUAUUGACACACUGUUGUGUUUUUAGAAUUUAUGACUCUUUGUGUAAAUUGUGAUUGUUUGUGACAAACAUAUAUCACAUAGUUUUACAGUAAGAAAUGUUUGAAUAGUGGUAAAGAUAUUAUUCUCUCCCAAGUAUUUUCAUUUGUAUUUUGAGAUACAGUAUACAUCUAUAUUAUUUAAAACAGUGCAUUAGAGAUUUUAAUUCAUUUAUCAACCAAAGACAUAAAACAAAAAUUCUAACUCUGCUACAUUAUAUGGCCAGAAGUAUGUGAACAUCCCAUUCUAAUGAAUGGAUUUUGCUAUUCCUGUACCUCCAGUGAAGAAACAUUUCAAUGCUACACCAUAAUACCCGUCUAGAGAAGCGGUGGUGCCCAAAACAGGGUCCACAUAUGGUUUACUAAGUCUGGUGGGGAAGACGUGAACCCCACUAAAAACUACUUUUCCAGACCCCCUCACCCAACAUCAGUGCCUUUGGCCAUAUAGUGUAUCUAAAUGAAUGUCUAUCCUAAGAUAUCAAUAUAACAAAGCAUUUUCUAACCAUAGUGCAAUGAAUGCUGUAGUUGAGAUUUAGUCAAUGGUAUUCAUGAAUUAUUACAAAAAAAAGGAACUUUAAAAAGGGAAGAAAAAAAUCAAAAAUAAAGUCUCUUAGCUUUUGUUAAGAGAAAAGCACAGCGACGUCACAGCGAUGAUCCUCCAGAAAGGGGAAUGUAUUUUAUUAGCAGCUAUAUUUGUAGUAUUAGUAAGUUUAAUUUCUUCAAUAUAGACCAAACACAAUUUAACAUUCCUAAAUCAACAAACUAUGCUAAUAUUUUGUGGACGCUUUGCUUACUUUAGUCUGCACAUUAGAUGUAAAGCUAAUGAUCUCUAGCUUGAAGUGCCUGAGUGUGUACUAACUACAAAAUGUGCAUUUUAACUGGCUUGCAGUACUGUAUGUGCAAUAUCACUGUUCACUGUUACCAGUAGAAAUAAACACUCAGCUUGAAAAA
Molecule: messenger RNA, 4900 nt
Organism: Carassius gibelio (silver crucian carp)
Lineage: Eukaryota; Metazoa; Chordata; Actinopteri; Cypriniformes; Cyprinidae
Product: glutamate decarboxylase 1-like
Exons: 17
Coding region: 702-2486 (594 amino acids)
Biological process (GO): GABA biosynthetic process
Cellular component (GO): cytoplasm; presynaptic active zone
Molecular function (GO): pyridoxal phosphate binding; glutamate decarboxylase activity
Source: RefSeq, a predicted model, not a curated record